GUGCCCCUCUCUCCCUCCGACUCUACCUCCCGUUCAGCAAUUUUUAAUGUUCUCAGAAGCUUCUUUCUCUCUGGUCUUCUAGGUCGCGACCUCUGGCGCACCCAUCACUCCAAAACCUUCUUAUAUUUUCCGUUUUGCCUCCGAUCGCACUCUUCCUCUUUCUCAGUCCUUUUGAAGAAAGAAAGAAGCACCCAAAUCCGUGCACUAAGAUCAAGGAAAAGCCAUGGCGACAUUGGAUUCAGACGUGCCUAUGGUUCCGGUAGGCGAGGCUUCAAGCAGUGCAGGUUCAUCGACCAAGAAGCCCAAGCGAUUUGAGAUCAAGAAGUGGAAUGCUGUUGCUCUCUGGGCCUGGGAUAUUGUUGUUGAUAACUGUGCCAUUUGCAGGAACCAUAUCAUGGAUCUCUGCAUUGAGUGCCAAGCAAACCAGGCAAGCGCCACUAGCGAGGAGUGUACAGUUGCUUGGGGGGUUUGCAACCAUGCAUUCCAUUUCCACUGCAUAAGCCGAUGGCUCAAGACCCGCCAAGUGUGUCCAUUAGAUAAUAGCGAGUGGGAGUUUCAGAAGUAUGGUCAUUAGAAGCUUCAUGUGGUUGGGCGUUGGAUCUUCCGCGCACUUUCUGCUAUGGCGAUGCCGGCCAGGGUCCUUACCUGUUGUGCCUAUUUUCAUCCUUCUACUUUGUUAAUUCAACUGGAGCCCAUAUAUUUUUGUUAAGCAUUCGGCUGCUCAGGCGUCUGAUUGUGAAGUUCCUACAGUCAAAUUUGGAA
Molecule: messenger RNA, 762 nt
Organism: Prunus avium (sweet cherry)
Lineage: Eukaryota; Viridiplantae; Streptophyta; Magnoliopsida; Rosales; Rosaceae
Product: RING-box protein 1a
Molecular function (GO): zinc ion binding
Source: RefSeq, a predicted model, not a curated record